This is a messenger RNA of Parastagonospora nodorum SN15, 678 nucleotides long. RefSeq lists its product as hypothetical. Gene Ontology annotation, molecular function: methionine adenosyltransferase regulator activity. The record is from RefSeq and is a predicted model, not a curated record. Gene Ontology annotation, biological process: S-adenosylmethionine biosynthetic process. NCBI's taxonomy places the organism in Eukaryota, Fungi, Ascomycota, Dothideomycetes, Pleosporales, Phaeosphaeriaceae. The transcript has 2 exons. Gene Ontology annotation, cellular component: methionine adenosyltransferase complex. Bases 1 to 678 code for a protein of 225 amino acids.
AUGCCGCAGAUAGCUCUCAUCACUGGCGGUAAACGGCAAUUCUUCUUGGAUGGCUGGAAGUCGAUUGGGACUGGGCUAAGUCGGGUUGUUCUUCCUGAUGUGAUCAAGCUCGACAUUCUCGACCAAAAAGAGGUCGAACGAGUAUUGGAUGAGACAGCACCCGAUGUCGUUGUGCAUUGUGCUGCGAAUCGAUUUCCGGACUCGUGCACUGCGAACCCAGAGGCUGCGAGGAAAAUCAAUGUGGAUUCAAGCCGUGCACUGGCCGAAGCAACAACAGCUCGAGGCAUCUUCUUAAUCUACAUCUCCACCGACUAUGUGUUCUCUGGUAAACGUGGCGAGGCGCCUUAUGAGCCGGAGUCCUCUCCGAAUCCGCCAAACGUAUAUGGGCAAACAAAGCUCGAUGGAGAAAAAGCUGUUCUGGAGGUAGCGACACAGAGAGGCAGCCAAAACAAGGUUGUGGUACUGCGAGUUCCCGUGCUUUAUGGCUCCUGUGAUGAGCCCAAAGAAAGUGCCGUCAACGUGCUCAUGUCACAAUUGUGGGCCUCUCAAAAGCUUGAAGACGAUCGAACCAAGAUACAGGUUGACGACUACGCUCUGCGUUUUCCCACGAAUACGCAGGAUGUUGGCCGCGUGUGCCGAGAUAUCUCGAAGCUAUACCUUGAUCCUGCAAACAGGUAA